This is a messenger RNA of Ceraceosorus bombacis, 839 nucleotides long. Lineage: Eukaryota; Fungi; Basidiomycota; Exobasidiomycetes; Ceraceosorales; Ceraceosoraceae. The record is from the annotation of a GenBank genome assembly.
CUGGGUGCCAUGGGUGCUGCUGCGCACAAGCUGUAGCAAUCGUGAUGUUUGCCACAUUCAAGACUCUGAGCGAUUGUCGUAGGCCAGCUGCGGCAUAGCACAGUCAGAGUCAAAGUCUUGAGUCAUGCUAGCUCACCUUUGAAGUCACGAAUCAAAUAUGGGAUCAACGCGAGUCUGCGAUCAAACUUAAAGAGAGUGCAUGCAUGGUGAGUCACGAGCUCGCGAGUCUGAGUCCACAUUCACGAUUCACAAUUCUUGAUUAAGUGCAAAGGUCGUUGCGUGGAUGGCAUCUGAUGCGUAUGCUGUAGGCGAAGCCUCAAUCGCGGACUUGGCUGCUCAGAAUUAAUCUUAUAGCCGUCAGGCGCUGGUAGAGAGCGUCGACAGCAUCACCGCUCACCGCUCACGGCUCACGGCUCGCGGCUGGCGACUCGCACUGACGACUGUCAUCUACUCGCACACGCUUCCACAAUCUUGUGGACACUUCAUCAGUCAUCAAGCAGCUUCUCCAUCACCUGCACACUCACCAUCAAGCCUUCGCGCUGCCAGAGGACACUCACUCGCCACGUGCGUUGCCCGUUGUAGUCCUCACGACGAAUGAAGGCCUAUGCAGAGUACCACACCACGCCAGCUGGUCACACCGGUCUGCUCAGUCUCUAGAGGCUCGAACCCGAGAGCCAACAAUCUCGUGCUCGCCGAAGGACAGCAACUCAGCUAGAACUCGCUAUCAGCUCGCUGGUAGUCGGCUGAUCCAUCCAUCCGCAGCUAUGCGCGCUGAGCAGGACGCUUCGCUUUGGCUCCCCCUCUGAGCAGAAAUUGGAAGCCUGAAAGCUAGUGUAUAC